Molecule: messenger RNA, 326 nt
Organism: Racocetra fulgida
Lineage: Eukaryota; Fungi; Glomeromycota; Glomeromycetes; Diversisporales; Gigasporaceae
Source: the annotation of a GenBank genome assembly
AAAUAAUGAAAGAAAAGAGAAAAAUGAAAGAAAAGGGGGAGGAGCAAAAGAAAAAAGGAAUAACAAAAGAAAAGAGAACGAAAGAAAAAGGAAAGAAUGAAAGAAAAGAGAAUAACGAAAGAAAAAAAAAAAAGGCCAAAGAAAGGAAAAAAAAAGAAAUGGAAAAAAGAGGAAAAAAAGAAAACCAAAAUGAAAGUCCCAGCAAGAAUUCAAACAAAAGCCAAGAGAAAAUCCAAGAAAAAUCCAAGAGAAAGUUCAAGACCAAAAAAACGAAAAUUCAAUCGAAAGCUCAAGAAAAAGUCCAAGCAAAAUCUCAAAAAAUCUGA